Messenger RNA from Chironomus riparius, 8694 nucleotides. Lineage: Eukaryota; Metazoa; Arthropoda; Insecta; Diptera; Chironomidae. The record is from the annotation of a GenBank genome assembly.
UAAGAGACAGUGAGCGCACAUUUUUGAAUCGAAUUGUAUUAUCUCUCCUCAAUGCGAAGCAUAAUUUUAUAUAUAUUUUUUUUUCUCUUCUUUCCAUUAUUACAUUUUCUUUAAUUAAAAUUUUUUUAUAACUUUCUUUAACGUCUGUGCUAUUUUAUGCUUUAAUUCUUCUUCAGUUGAAGUCGAACAGUGGAACAAGUCGGUCAAAAAAACUAAAAGGAAAAAAAAAAAUUAAACGCCAAAGAAAAAUUGCAUUUUUUAUAAGUUUUCAAAAAAAAAAAAAUUUAAAAAAAAUUUAAAGGAAUAAAAAAGAAAGAAAUGAAUGAAGAUUCCUUAAAAGAAAAAUAAACAAGGAUAGAUAAUACUACACAUAAAAAAAAUAUAUAUAUAUCAAAGAAGAAUAAACAGGAGAAUAUAUUUUUUGGCAAGGAACGAUACAAGAAACAUGGGUAGUGCAAUCAGAUGAGAAUUCAUAAAAAUUUUGCUUAUUGCAUCAAGAAAAUACAAAGCAAACACAAAGUUCGUUUGAAUGACUUGAAUAUAAGAAGAAAAAUAUUAAAAAAAAACUGUGAUUUGUGCAUCAAAUAGAAAAUAAUACUGCAAGACAUACAGAAGCUUAAAAAAUUCACAAUGAGUUCUAAGCAUUUGGAUUACUACAUUUAUUUAGUUGUGAUAUUAUUACUUUAUAGAAAUGUUAAGUGUAGUGAGGAAGCGGCGUCAAUUUCUCGUUCACUUGAUUUAUCAAUUCCUGCUUGGCGUCCGCUUGUCCAAAAUCCAUAUCACCAUCAUCAUCAAUUUUUUCAACAAAAUACUGCAUCAACACCGGGACAUUUAAUAAGCUACUCACAUUUGGAAGGGACAAAUAAAAAUGAAAUAAUUGAAGCUGCAAAAUACAAUGCACAAACACUGAGGAAAAUUAAUGAGCUUUCUCAGCAACCAAUAACCUCUUAUAGUAAUCCUUAUCCUUUAUACACGCAAACACCGGGACCAUUAACGAAAGCCGUCUCUACCACAGCAUUCAUUAAUCCGAAUAUUUUGCGACAACAGCCUCUUGUUGCCGCAUCAAAUCUUAUGCAUGCACGACUACCAUACCCAGGAAAAUCUGCAUCACUCUACUCGACAAAAUUAAAUUUCUUGGGGAAACCAGAUAUGUCACAUCAUCAUCAUCAUAUAGCUCUACAUCAGAACGGCAUUCAUCAAACGAUUGCAACAACACCAAAAAUUGCUGGAUUUACAAAGGAGCAUAGUGGUAGAGUAAAUUUUCAUUAUCAUCAUCCAUCGUUUGGCAUGACUCCAAUAUUUGAUUCAACGACAAAAAGGAUUCCGAUGUUUGGUUCAUCGGUUACUCCUCACUCGACAACGAAAGUACAUCCUGUUAUGAGCAAGCUUCAAGCUCAUAUGGCUUUAGCUGCAAUGUCACAAAAUCAACAAAGCAAUGGCAAUAAUAAUAAUAAAUUGAAGCAUGCACACCGUGCCAAUUCUGGAAGCUCACAGGAAUUUUCACCACCAAGUCAAAUUGUGUCAAAUUAUGCUAAUUACGAUACUGCAACAAGAAUUCCAUUAUGGAAUCACAAUGGAUAUCCCACAAACAGUCACAAUCAAGCACAUCAUUCUCAUAAUGUAGAUUUUCAUCAUCACGUUCAUAAACCAGAAUCACAAGUAUAUCAGCAACAGCAACAACAAAUUUUACCGAGUGUUCAUCCUUCAAUCAUUACACCAUUCUUAGAGCAAGUUCAAAUUAAACAGAAGGAAGCUGCGGCUGCAGCAGAACAGAAAAAUAGCUUUAAACAAAGUCACGAGUCGAGUAGUCUUGAACAUAAUGGAUCCUUUGAAGUCGUUAAUGAUGUCUUUAGUAAACAUUUAGUACCACCCCCUCCAUCAACGUCAAAGACACAUCAUCAUCAUUAUCAUCAGAAGCCAUCAAAAGCUGCAGAUAAAGUCGAGAAAUAUCCAAAAUUAAAUUUAUCUAUGCAAUCUCCGCUUCAAGAUGCAUCUAGAUUUAAUUAUAAUAAUGUAAUUUCAACAGCCACACCAAGCUCUUCAUCAACAUCAACCGUAUCUCCAUAUAGGAAUAAUCAUGAUGUACCAAAAUAUCGUCCAUCUAAUUCGGAAAAUGUUCAUUUUGAAACUGAGAAACCGAAUGUUUUCCUCAAUUUAAAUAGACCAAAAGAAAAUCCAUAUAAGCAGCAUAAGCUGUUACAUCCAGCUUAUACAGGAGGAAUAAAGAGACCGGGUUCUAAUCAAGAUAAGCCUUUCUUACCGACACCAUACAAACCAGAAAAGGAGGAAGAAAUUAAAAUAGAUUUUGAGCCACAACAUAACUACUUUACAAUCGAGGAUGCAGUAACACCAAACUUUGGGGAUAUUUUGAAAUAUGAUCAUCACGAAGGCAGUGAUGAGUUGGAAAUAAUAACACUUAGACCUCAAGUAAAGCCAACAAGAGAUUACUUUACACAGACUACAACAAGCACAACGGUGGCUCCAUUGCAAAUUAUCUCAUCAACAGUUUCAUAUGUUGAGCCGACAGCCGUAGAAUUGCCAGCACCAUCAUCGUCUCCAAAACCUAGACAAAAAUUGAGAAGAAGAAAGCCUAAGCCACAAAAUCAACAAGUAUUAAAGGAACAGCAAGCAAAUGAAGAACAUCAGCAAGAAAGCACGAGCGAAAAACCUUUAAGAACGAGAGGCAAUGUAAAAAGUAAUAAUAGUACACCCGCACCGGAAAUUGAACUACGUACGAGGAAUAGAUUAAAUCAUCCUAAUCGUGUACGUACAAAGCCAAAUUUUACAACAACACCUGCUGCUGCCUUGUCUUCCAGUAACGAUUAUGAUUAUACAGCUAAACCUUUUGAUGAGGAUUUGAGACGUAGUGAAAUAGCCACAACACAGACAACGAGUGAAGGAACAAGCAUAAAAUCAAUAGAAUCGUCAGAAAUACCGGAUGUAAUAAGGCAUCGCGUGAGAUUGCGCUACAAAAGUAAAUUAAAUUCGAAGCCAACAACAUCACACGAGGGAAUUGAUUUUAAGCAAAAAUUGAAAGAUAGUCAAAUAUCAGAUUCUGAAAAUGAGAGUGUAGUUGUUAAGCAACCAUCAAUAGAAGAAACGACGGAAUUUAAUGUUGUUACGGAGAAUCCAUUUGUUGAAAUUAAAUCCAGCUUAAAGCUGCCAAAUUUGAAAUUGCGUAAUGAAGUGUUUACGACAAUACCAACGACUCCUGAAACAGUCAGCAUAUCAGCAUCAUCGACCACAGCUGCUGAGAAUGAGGACAAUAAUAACAUAUCACAAAAGAUUGCCAAUCGACCACGUUUUAGUAUUAAGGAACUGAAAAGGAAACAAUUUUUGACGUCAUCAUCAGUUUCAUCCGCAUCUACGACUAGUCUUACAAGCUCUCCAUCAUCUACAACAUCAAGACCAGACAACCAAAGAUUCAAUCGAUAUCGUGUAAAUUUGAAUAGAAGACGGAAUGAGACAAAUGAUUCCUCGUCAAGUGAGGAAAUUGACACAACACGAAGACGAUAUUCAAGUACAAGAUAUUCAUCGUCACAGAUAUCGACUACAUCUUCUACAACAGCAGUUGACAGUACCACAAAAAGAACAUCACUUCCAAAAAGAAUUUAUACACCAAGAAAUUUUACAAGACCAACAGCAUCAGGAAAUAUUGAAGCUGAAACCACAAGUCAGAAACCAUCAAUAAGGAAUUCAACAUUUGUUUCUAAUCGCCCGUCAACACCAAGUUUGCGGCAACGAAUACAAAACUAUAAUUAUAAGAAAAAGGAUACGUCAAAUGAAGUUACGUCAGAUCAAGAUGACACGAUUAAGAAUUUGAAUUUUGAAACAAUUAUUACACAUGAAGAGCCGUCAUCUACAACUACAUUACAAACCACUACAUCCACCUCUACUGAAUUGCCUUCACCACGCGAGACUAGUAUAAUGAAAAUCGCAAAGACUCCAUCGUCAAUUCUCAUCAAUCAGCCGAUAAAAUCGACAACAAUUAAUAGCAAUACAGUUAUAGAAAAUACACUUUCAUCGUCAUUAACACCAGGCGAGCAUUAUCAAGACUCAACAGAUUUAGUUGGUUCCCCUUCAGAGCAUUCUCAGCGUGUAGCAGAAUUGACCAUUUCGGCAAAUGAAAAUUCUCAAUUCAAGUCAGCAAAUAUUGGACUCUUAUCGCGUCGCAUUCCAAAUUAUUUUACAAUCUCAACAGAUGAUCCCAUUCUGCCUAUUCAAGCAUUCUUCCCACAAAUAAAAACAAAUGAAAGCGUAAGUUUUAUGUUCUUUAUUUCCUCAUUCAAUUGCUGAUAAUUUUAUUUUUAUUUUUUGCUUGCUUUUCAUUACAGAAUUAAUUAUAAUUGAGCAUGUAGUAAGUAAAUUUUAACAUAAUCUCACUCGACUAUAAGCUCUCUGCUAUCCAUGAAUGAAUGCAAGAGGGAGAAGCAUAAGAUUCAUGUCUUUGCGACUUUCUAGCUAUUAGAGGCGAUCAACCAAGCAAUAAUUACAAAUCAAAUUAACUUAUUAGGGACCGUUCACUUAUUACGUUACGCAAGAAAACGACUUUUUUCACCCCCCCCCCCCCCCCCUAUGUUACAUUUGGUUACAAUUUUUCAAAGCCCCCCUCCCCCCUAAAAUGCGAACGUAAUAAGUGAAAGGCCCCUAAACUAUUUAUUUAUUUAUUUUAAUUGAAUUAGAUAUACUAUUUAAAAUAAUCUACAUGCUGAACCUUUUCUUUUUCAUAGAGGAGCGAAGAAAAUUGUGCUUUUUAUUAUUAUUAAUAUUAUUUCUCAUGUUCCUCUGAAUGACGAUAAAAAAGCACUUUAUUAAUCAUUAGCUAAUUCAUCAAAUGACAUAAAAUUAGAGCGUAAAUAAUAUUUAUGACACUUUAUAGCAUAAUUCAGAGUUGAAAUUGGUUGAUUGAUUAAAUGCACUUUAUUCGGAAGUUGAUAAUGUUGUCUGAAGUCAAUGAAUUGAAAGAAAUUUGUCAUGAUCUUGAGUCUUAAAUUCAUUUUAAGAAAUAGUCGUGUUUUAAAACCGUACAAAUUCAUAUUUUAUAUGGUUUUAAGAUUUCGAAACAUUUGUAAGGUUCGAUGAUUUUUGAGUAUUCUUCGUAUUCCUUGAAUUUGUAUUGUUUCUUUAAAAAAAUUGUAAGGUUUUGAAGCACAAAUUCAUCACAUUUUAAUAAUUGAUCACUUAAAAAAAUAUUCGUUAUUAAAUUUAUUGACACAAAAAUUAAGGAUGUUUUCAUCGGAAGUAUAAAUUACUAUUCAACACAUACACAUUAUCCAAUCCUUCACAUUCUAACCUAUAACUAAAUGUAAUCACAUUUAGACAUAAACACAAUCAAUUUUGGUGAAAUCACAGCUAGUCUCAAACAUUGAAUUAAACCAUACGAUUCAAUAAAUAUUUGAUUUAUGAAUGGAAGUAGCUUUUCCUCAAUCGUAACCAAUUUCAAACUCUGAUUUUAUGCUCUCUAAUGUAAUUUAUUUCAAAACAUUAAAUGCUACUACACUGUUGAAAUUUUCAACUCACCAUAAAUUUUUUAUGUUGUGAGUAUAUAAUGAGUGAUUGGAAGCUAUAUAGAUAGGAUAUAAAAAUGAUGAGCAAACAGAUGAUUACUUUCGUUGCGUGUGCAAUUAAGGAGACUACGUUAUAUGUAAUAUAAGCCUUUCGAUAAAAUAAAAUAAAUUUCUUAUUAAAAACAACACGAAACUUUGUUAAAAAUCAUUCAACUUUAUUUUGUCUUUAAUUAAUUCUUAUUGACUUUUUUUUAUGACAAUGAUUCUUAAAUAAAGUAAAAUGAUAUGAAAAAAUAAUAAUCAAAAGAUAUUUUAUUUCAUUUUCUGAUAAGUUUUCUUUUAAAAGUAAAUAUAAUUCUUCUUUGCUUAGACUUUAAUGUUUUAAAAAUGUUUAGCAUUAACUUUAAAACUACAUGAAAUAUUUUGUUAAGGUAUUCAUCUCUUUUAUUUCGUGUGAAAGAUAAUUCACUGAAAUUAAUUGCUUACAACAUGCUGCAAACUUAAUGUUUAUUAUGAUUCUUCAGACUAUGUUCUGCGAAUUGAUUGGAUUUAAAGUUUAAGGAAUCUUAAAAAUUCAGACCUUUUAGCUUGCAUAGAUAUUAAGUGCCAAUGAUUUCUAGGCUUCUUAAUAUUCUAAAUCUACAAAUUUUUCUUAGAAAUUCGUAAAUAUCAUUCAAUUAUCCAAUUUCAUUCAAAUCUAUGAGUCAUCAAAAAUUGUUCAUCUGGAUAGAAAAAAAAAUCCAAGGUCAUCAAGAAAAUGUACUUCCUUGCACGUUGUGACACAUUUUCAUUGCAUGCUGUACUUCCAUAUGAUCAAUCUUUGUGUUUAGAUGUAUUAACUUUGAGAUAAUUGUCAUUAUUGGAACUGAAGGUACUCAAAAAUUAUGUUCGUCUAAAAGUCAAAAGUGUUGGAUGUUUCCAAAUCUGCAUUAUAGGAAUUAUAUUUCUCAAUCUAAAUGUUGCUCUAGUCGAGUUCCUCUACAACCUUGAAACAGCUCUGCUAUGCAGUAUUCAAAAUACUCAUCAUGUUUUCAGGAUAUUUAAAGAAAUUAAUUUCAGUGACCUCGAUCCUUAAUUCAAUUUAAUUUCUCAUUUGCAUUAUUAUGUUUUCUUAAAAAGUUUAUUGCGAAAAGUUUUAUUGAUAUAAAAAGGAAAUCAUACAUGAGAACAUAGAGAGACACUUUGUUAAAAUGAAAUAAAAUAAGAUAAAAGAACUUGUGCAUUAAACGAGGACUAUUUUUUCUAAAAUUAUUUAUGUAGCCGCGCACAAUUUGAGUCAGGUAUUUAUUAUAUAAGAUUUUUUAAUACUUGAAAUAUCUACUUACAUAUCUUCUCACUAUUCGUAAAUUACUCAAACUAAAUGAGCGCGAGAGAAAAUGAUUUUUUUUUGCGUUAGGUAUAGAAUAUACAUGUACAGCACUUUGGCAGCGAAAUAUUUAAAAUGGAGUUUUUUUUAAGUCAAACUUGUGAAUACUUUAUGAGUUUUCAUAAAAUUACAUUACCUUAUUGAAAGAUUUACUUGAAAAAUUAGCUAAGAAAUUUGAAAUUUUGGUGAUAGUGGAGCUUAAAAGCUGUUUCAUACUGUCUUAAAAUUUUUCAUGUAAUUAUUAUUUUUUUUGGUAGAAAAAAAUUACCUCAAUGAUUUGGACUAUUCUACUAGAUGCCAGAUAAAAUGUUGAGCUUAAUCAUUGAGUAGGAACCCAAAACUCUAUUUCUUUUUAUUCUUUCCAAGUGUCAACGUAUGACCUGUACUGAAUUGAGUCUUUCGUCGAUUGAAUUCCACAAAUUCCUCUUCGAGCUUCUUUCGCGAGUCUUCCAAUUUACGUUUCUCUUCGGCAUGAUCCUUUUUCAACUUUUCGAAUUUGGCAUGCAACUAAAUAAGGAGAACAUAGAAAAUUAAUUUAGAAUACAUUAAGCAUGAUUAAUUAUCAUAUUCACCUCUUUUUCACUUUCUUUUAAUUCUGCUUCUUUUUCUUUGACACGAACGACAAACAUUUGGCGCACUUCGUCUUCCUUUGCCUGCAAUUCAGCUACGUGAUUGGAGCGCUUAGCCUCAAAUGUUUGCUGGAAUGAGACUGGCUUAUUUUCACUAUCGACAUCAGUAAAUCCCAUUUGUUCUAAGCGCCUCUGACGAUACAAUUCGUAGUGUUUUGUGUGCGUCUUUUCGCGCAUAUCUUCCAUAUUUGUGCGAAUCAGCAUUUCACGUAGCUUCACAAAGUCGCAAUGUGCUUCAUUCUCAACUUGGACAAUGCCCUAAAUUUAAGAUUUAUUACAAUUUUUCUAUCUAUUAAGGAUGAAUAUAAAUAAGUACCCAAGGAUAAGAUCUAGCACGAAUCAUUUUGCUGCCCAACUUGACGAAUUCUGUACUUCCAACAACAGCAAACGGAAUAUGUGAGUUCAUAUUGUUGUUUUGUUCUGCGACGGUUUCGUCGUCAGUGGGAAAAUGAUAAAUCUGAACACCAUUAGCUUGAAGUUCCUCAUUAAUUUUUGCCUAAUUGUCGUGAAACAUUUUUCACAUUACUUACUUCUUCUUAUUACUGAUUGAUCAAUAUUAGUCUUACCUUAAAUUUCUGCAAUUCGGUCUUUGAAAUAGUAUCAGCUUUGGCAAUAAUUGGAAUGACGUUGACUUUUGUAUCAAGUUUCUUCAUGCACACCAAGUCCAAUGAUUUUAAACCAUGACCCGUUGGACAAAUGAAAUAUAAACAUGCAUGAAUUCUACUAUCAUGAUAAGUAGAUAUUGACCUUUUGAUCUUCAAUUCUUCCUGCAAAUAUGUUUCAAAUUGCUGAUCGAUGUAAUCGACAAGAGACUUGAAUGAAUCAUCUUUGUUAAUUUGGUCACCAUAACCUACUGUAUCGCAAAUUGUCAGCUAAAAACAGACAUGCAUUUUAUAUAAGUCACAGUUUAACAUAAGCAAGAGAAAUUUACCUUCAAUCUGACAUUGCUUUCUUGCAACUCAAAAGUUUGUGCCUUUAAUUUUACAUUUGGAAGCGUAUGAGGACUUGGUGCUGACUCAAAAUUAGUAUUGAAAAGUGAAUCCAUCAAUGUACUUUUACCGAGACCCGUCUCAGAAAUACACAAGAUGUUAAAGACAAAGCCAUUUUGAAUACUUUUGUUGACCAAUUGAUCAGGGAGACUGUCGAAUCCAACAUGGCCCGAAAGUUUCAAAUUACGUAAAUGAUUUUCAAG